CUCCCGGGGGCUGGGCCGGGGUUCGGGUGGCGGUGCCGGGGGUCGGUUUCCUCCGAGAGGACAGUCUGCGGCUUCAUUUACCGUGAAAAUCGCCGGUAGCUCUAACUGUGCCACAGCCACGACUUUUAGCUGCCGAGACAGGGAACUUUUUACAAGUUCCAAAUGGAAACACGCUGCCCAAAAAAACGGUCUCCCACGCCCUCCUCACCUGCCACCUCCCGAUUUGGCGGAAGAUCGCGAGCAAGGCUGGGAUCCGGCGUCCCGCUUGUGUGGGCUGAGGGUGGCAGAAGCCCCGCCCGCCACCCUUGCUCCCCUUGCUCCCCUUGCCUUCAUUGCCACCGCAAGCUACCCCGCAGCACACUAGCGAUCUGAGCUCUUUCAGUGUCCCAUGCAUGCGUGCUCACGGCCCUACUGCGACCCACAUUCCGAAUUCUUGUGAGGCUUAUCGGGAGAAAUGGAUGCCAGAGACAAGCAGGUCCUCCGCUCCCUGCGUCUGGAGCUGGGUGCCGAGGUACUGGUGGAAGGACUGGUUCUUCAGUACCUUUACCAGGAAGGAAUUUUGACAGAAAACCACAUUCAAGAAAUCAAAGCGCAAACCACAGGCCUCCGGAAGACAAUGCUGUUGCUGGACAUCUUGCCUUCCAGGGGCCCCAAAGCUUUUGACACCUUCCUCGAUUCCCUCCAGGAAUUUCCCUGGGUAAGAGAGAAGCUGGAGAAGGCGAGAGAGGAAGUCACAGCCGAGCUGCCUACAGGAGACUGGAUGGCCGGAAUCCCCUCACACGUCCUCAGCAGCUCGCCAUCAGACAGGCAGAUUAACCAGCUGGCUCAGAGGCUAGGCCCGGAGUGGGAGCCCGUGGUGCUGUCUCUGGGACUGUCCCAGACCGACAUCUACCGCUGCAAGGCCAACCAUCCCCACAACGUGCAUUCGCAGGUGGUGGAGGCCUUCGUCCGCUGGCGCCAGCGUUAUGGCAAGCAGGCCACCUUCCUAAGCUUACACAAGGGCCUCCAGGCAGUGGAGGCUGAUCCCUCCCUGCUCCAGCACAUGCUGGAGUGACCUGACCCCCCCCACACACACACACACACACUUGCUGUGGGGGUGAUGGGGCGUGGGUUCCCAAGUCACUCAAGCUGAACCGGACUUUUCUCAGCAGGUGGCUUUGUUCUGGGCUUUUCAGUGAUCUGUUUAUGGAAAGAGAUCGUCUACCACUAACUCAACAAUCCAUUGGCUUUAAUUGCUUGAAGACUGCGUUGUUGUAACUACGGUUUGGAACUUUGUGGCUGACCUUUAACGGGAGGCCAGAAAAAAGACAACACCCACCCCACCCCACCCCCCAAAAAAUCAUGCUACAGCAUCGAAUGCAGGUGUCCUGCAUACAAGGCAGCUACACUUAUGUUGCCUGGAGACUGGAUUGUGCAUUUAGCUCUUCAUAAUGAUGAUGAUAAUAAAAAAGCAAAUUGUGAUAUAGAA
Molecule: messenger RNA, 1468 nt
Organism: Mus caroli (Ryukyu mouse)
Lineage: Eukaryota; Metazoa; Chordata; Mammalia; Rodentia; Muridae
Gene: Cradd
Product: CARD and death domain containing adaptor protein
Biological process (GO): positive regulation of apoptotic signaling pathway; cellular response to mechanical stimulus
Cellular component (GO): cytoplasm
Molecular function (GO): protease binding; death domain binding
Source: RefSeq, a predicted model, not a curated record